Condylostylus longicornis is the source of this 2131-nucleotide messenger RNA. It is a transcript of the gene Aldh-III, whose product is annotated as aldehyde dehydrogenase, dimeric NADP-preferring. Gene Ontology annotation, cellular component: cytoplasm. Bases 365 to 1900 code for a protein of 511 amino acids. Gene Ontology annotation, biological process: aldehyde metabolic process. Gene Ontology annotation, molecular function: aldehyde dehydrogenase (NAD+) activity. Lineage: Eukaryota; Metazoa; Arthropoda; Insecta; Diptera; Dolichopodidae. The transcript has 13 exons. The record is from RefSeq and is a predicted model, not a curated record.
AUAAAAAAGUUAAUAAAUUGAAAUAAAAUCGAGCAAUCUCAAUUUACAAGGAAACGUUUUCUUGCUAUUUUUAACUAUAAGGGAAAAUAACAAGAAAACGUAACGUAAACGUUCGUAUGUACAUUUAGUUAAAGUUGGGUUUUCUUUACUUUGUACAUCCAGGCAUAUAUUUAAUUAUUUUCAUAAAAAUUUCCUGCAACGGCAGCCCUUUUAACAUAAGUGUAUAUUUACACAUGAAAAUUUGGAGUUGAACUUUUCAAUUUAACACGAAAAUUUUUUCGAUAAUUUUGUAAACAAAGAAUAGGAAUACAAAAAUUUUUUUAAAUACCUAAUUAAAAUUUUUAAUUGGCAUUAUUCUAUCAUAAUGUUUAACGAUAAGGAACCAUUAUAUAAUCAUCUGUUAAAUAGAUCUGGAACAAUGGAAGAGGUAGUUGCUAGGACGAGAUCGGCUUUUCUUAGCGGAAAAACUAAAAAUGUUGCAUUUAGACGACGUCAGUUGGAGCAAUUGUAUAAAUUAUUUGAAGAGCAUGAAAAUGAAAUUGUUGGUGCCUUAAAUUCAGAUUUAAGAAGACAUAAACAAGAAAGCACUCUUGUUGAAAUAGAAAUAAUGAGAAAUGAUAUUUUGAAUAUUUUAUACAAUUUAGACGAGUGGGUCAAACCAGAGAAGCCUGAGAAAACCGUAGUAAACCUCCUAGAUGAUGUCUUAAUAUAUAAAGAACCUUAUGGCGUAGUAUUAGUUAUGGGAGCUUGGAAUUACCCUCUUCAGUUGCUGCUGGUGCCGGUAGCUGCUGCGAUAUCCGCAGGAAAUUGUGUGAUAAUAAAACCAAGUGAAGUAUCAGUAAAUUGCGCAAAAUUUAUACAGGAAUAUUUGCCAAAAUAUUUAGACUCUGAAUGUUAUCCAGUGGUAUGUGGUGGAGUAAAUGAAACAACAGAAUUAUUGAAACAAAAAUUUGACUAUGUGUUUUUUACUGGAUCAACAAAAGUUGGUAAAAUCGUUUAUGAAGCUGCUACUAAACAUCUUACCCCAGUAACUCUGGAGUUGGGUGGAAAAAGCCCUUGUUACAUAGAUAGCUCAGCUGAUAUGGAAAUCACAGCUAAAAGGGUUUUAUGGGGAAAGCUAAUCAACGUCGGUCAAACUUGUAUAGCUCCUGAUUAUAUACUUUGUUCAAAAAGUGUGGAAAAAAAAUUUAUAGACGAAUGUACCAAAAUUUUAAGGGAGUGGUAUGGGGAAAAUCCAAAAGAUAGUGAAGAUUUGUGCAGAAUAGUCAAUAACAACAAUUUUCAGCGAAUUCUUGGCUUGAUGAAAUCUGGAAAUAUAGCUGUUGGUGGAAAAUAUGAUGCAACGUCAAGAUUUAUUGAACCAACAAUCUUAGUAGAUGUGAAAGCUGAUGAUCCUAUCAUGCAAGAAGAAAUUUUUGGUCCAGUUUUACCAAUUUUAAAUGUCGAUAAUGUUUAUGACGCAAUUAAUUUUAUAAAUUCCAGGGAACAUCCUCUAGCAUUGUAUGCUUUUAGUAAUAACAAAGACAAUGUAAAAUUAUUAAUUAAAAAUACUUCAAGUGGUGGAAUCUGCAUAAACGACACAGUUAUGCAUUGUGGAGUUGAUUCAUUGCCAUUUGGAGGAGUUGGAAAUAGUGGAAUUGGACAUUAUCAUGGAAAAUAUGGGUUUGAUACAUUUACCCAUAAAAGAUCAUGUUUGGGAAAAUCUUUUAAUAAAUUAGGAGAAUUUUUAGCAUCAGCUAGAUAUCCACCAUAUUCAGAUAAGAAAACAUGGUUUUUAUCAACGCUAAUGAAAAAAAGGAAACCUUUCCCUAAUUUCUAUUUUUCACAUCUUUGUGCAGUUGGAAUUGGAAUUGGAAUUGCAUUUUUAAUAAAUUAUUAUAUGAAGCAAGAUGGAAAUUAAAUAAGGACUACAAAAUAUGAAAAAUCAAAUUACCAAUUUUAUAGUAAUUAUAUUUUUUUAUUAGUCAAUUAACGAACUACAUUUGAAAGGUGUAUUUAUAAUUAUAAAUUAAAUAAUUGUUAUAAUACUAGUUAUUCUUUAAGUCAUGUUAAAAAUAACCAUAAUUACCAUAUUUUGUAAUUUUUUUCACACAAUAUUGCUUGUUUAUAAAAUUUCAAAAAUAAUAAAGGC